AUGUGGUCGGCAUUAUCAUAUGAGAUUCAGCUUGGACCAAACUCUACGCUUGCAACAAUUCUACGAGAUAUUCAGGCUAUGGAAGUCGAGCACACGUGGUAUCGUACGAAUGGCAGUACUGUGGCACUAAUAGACGCUUGCACUUCUGGCACAAAAUUUGCAUACCGUCCACAUUCGGUAACUUGCAAGACGGCCGGUAACAGACCUUUCCGAAACAGGAAAGAGGGUCGCCCGGAGGAUCGACCAAUGCAAAUUGCAAAUUUCCCCGAUCGAGGCAGCGGGUCUCGCGCGGUAUCCGACCACGUUCCCUCUGCCUGUCUCCUUACCGCAGCCUGUAACCUAGUCGUCUCGCCGCUGUUGUCUUGUUUCCUGGCUUGUCUUCGAUUGACACGUUGCCAACUUUUCUUCUAUCCUUCAGCUCGUGGAUCUCUCGUCCUUCACCAUGAGUGCCACGAAGGCGCAAUCCCAGAAGAUCUUCGAGAAGCUGAAGGCCAAGCCCGCAAACAAAAAUGGCAGUGGGAUCAGCUCCGGCUCAUGAAAGUCGGUGGCAAUGAGUCCGCCACGAAGUUUUUCCAGUCUCACGGAGGAUCCGCCGCUCUGGCGAGCAAGGAUGUGAAGGUCAAGUACACGUCUAAUGCGGCCGUCAAAUAUAAGGAAGAGCUGAAGAGACGGGCCGCUAUCGAUGCGCAAGAGUAUCCCGACGAAGUGGUGAUUACCGACGACGUCCCUGCCUCUGGUGAUGGCGCAUCGACUGCGGAUGGCGACGCAGAGGAUGACUUCUUCUCUUCAUGGGACAAGCCUUCCAUCAAACGCCCUAGCAACCCCCCCUCACGGACUAGCACGCCGCCCACGGUUGGCCGCACCGGAUCUCCCUUCCUAACCGCCGGCGCGAACGGGAAUGGCACAACGCGACCCAAGUCUCCGCUCUCUAGCAGUGACAAGGAUACCAGCUCUCCUCCUCCCACCGCUGUCCGAUCGGGGUCCGUCGUCCGAAAGGGAGCUACGACUACGACCGCCAAGAAGGGCAGCGUAUUGAGUUCUAAGAAGACGCAGAAGCUGGGUGCCAAAAAGGUUGGUGGCGACGCCAUCGAUUUCGAGGAAGCCGAGCGCAAGGCCAAAGAAGAGGCAGAGCGCAUAGAGAAGUUGGGCUACGACCCGGAGGCGGAGCAGGCGGAAGCAGAGGCAAAGGAGAAGGCGGCAGCGUCCUCCGCCGCGGCUACGAAGAUCGCGUCACCCACUCCGAUCAGUCCUUCUCGAGGCGGGUUCGGAGCGACCAGCAAGACUCAUGAACGAAGUCCAAGCGAGGUGGAGCGACUCGGAAUGGGAAUGGCCCGUUUAGGUUUUGGCCAAACCAAAGCCGCUCCGAAGAAGCCUGGAUUUGGAGCUGUCGGUCCUGCGAAAUCAGCUGUCGAUGGUAUGCUUCUGAACAAAACUAUCUUGAAGAAGGCCAGGCUAACAGGACCUGUAGAAGAAGAAUUGGAAAAGACCAAAGCUCGGUUCGGCAACCAAAAGGGUAUCUCCUCGGAUGAAUUCUUUGGUCGGGAUAAGUUCGACCCGGCUGCACAGGCCGAGGCCAAGGAGCGCCUUCGGAACUUCGAGGGCGCCACCGCUAUCUCCAGCAAUGCCUACUUUGGGCGACCAGAGGACGACCUUCCGUCUGCGGACGACUAUGGUGGGUAUGGAGAUCUGGAAAGCGCGGCGAAGGAUUUCAUACGGCGGUUCGGAAUCACCGCGGGAGAUGACCUGGAGAAUCUGACGCAGAUGCUGGGUGAAGGAGCCAGCAAAUUACAAGGCAAGUAUCUCGACUUGUACAAUUCGAUGUCUUGUCAGACGACCCAACUAACUUGGCGUCACACUACAGGUGCUAUUCGGAGCUACCUCAACAGCUGA
Messenger RNA from Rasamsonia emersonii CBS 393.64, 1890 nucleotides. Its product is annotated as ARF gtpase-activating protein. Bases 1 to 1890 code for a protein of 629 amino acids. The transcript is spliced from 5 exons. Gene Ontology annotation, biological process: COPI coating of Golgi vesicle. The record is from RefSeq and is a predicted model, not a curated record. Lineage: Eukaryota; Fungi; Ascomycota; Eurotiomycetes; Eurotiales; Trichocomaceae.